This is a messenger RNA of Salvia miltiorrhiza (redroot sage), 1459 nucleotides long. RefSeq names its product F-box/LRR-repeat/kelch-repeat protein At2g27520-like. The transcript has a single exon. Bases 49 to 1272 code for a protein of 407 amino acids. Lineage: Eukaryota; Viridiplantae; Streptophyta; Magnoliopsida; Lamiales; Lamiaceae. Gene Ontology annotation, molecular function: protein binding. The record is from RefSeq and is a predicted model, not a curated record.
CCCUCCUCCCUCCACACUUGGCUAGUUGGCUUGUUCACAAAAUCAAAAAUGCCUCCGAAAAGAAACCCCAAUCGCUCCAAAGAAGCGGUGGAGAUUAACGCCAUGGCUGACUGCUUGUUUCCUCACGACAUUAUGAUCGCCAUUUUGACGCGACUGCCCGUCAAGUCUCUCUUCCGAUUCAGGUGUGUCUGCAAGCCCUGGAGCUGCCUCGUCUUCAACCCGAGCUUCAUAAAGCUCCACACCACUCUCUCUCUAGAAUCCCCGAGGCCGAGAGCUGCUCUAACCCAUCUCCUCAACUGCCCUGUUUUAAGCGUCCACCCCAACAGGGUUGCCCCAAGUGAUGCACCAGACCUCUGGUUAGAUCACUGCAACGGCAUGGUUUGCAUGACCCGCCCUUCCUACACCCAAAAAAUUGUUCUCUGGAACCCUGCUACUAAUUUGUGGAAAAUUCUUCCGGAUUCCAGUGCUAGGUUUGGGGCUGCGCAGAUGGUCUCGCUAGGGUUUGGUUGCAAUGCAGAUGGGGACGACUUCAAGGUGGUGAGAAUUGCGUGUAUGAAGGGAAGGAAAAUGAAGACUGAGGUUGAGGUUUAUUCCUCAAAGUCUGGUUCAUGGACAACCAUUGAGGACGUGGGGUUUAAGUUCACAGUCAUGUACCCUAUGAAUCAUGUUAUUGUGAAUGGAGACCCCUACUGGUUCGCCUGCACCGUCGGGAGAGAAAGCGAAAAUGGUGAGUUUGAUUUGCUGAGAUUUGAUGCCACUAACAUGAGAUUCACAGUUGUGGCGUUGCCGAGGGUUGACAGAUUGGGGCAAGGGCCGUGGCCGUUUGUGAGCUGGGAGGGGUCUAUUGCUGUGCUCUCCUGUAUCAAAAAAGAUGACAACUGGUUGCAGGAGAUUGAUGUGUGGUGUUAUGAGGGUGGUGGUGAAUGGAACAUGAAGAGGAGGUUCAGGGUGAAUCGACGCUUGCAGGUGGAUCAGUGCCUCGAUUGUUCGAGUUCAGGCAAGAUUCUCGGUGGUUGCACGGAUGGGAAGCUCUUCAUCUUAGAUACGAAGACGAGACGUAUUGAUGUGAGCAAGCUGAAGAAAGGGAAAGGGCGUACGUUCCAGAUUUUCGCUUAUGAUGAGAGCUUGUCCUAUGUGACGGGCAUGACCCCCGCGGGUGUGAGUGUGAGCAACAAGGAGCAAAAGCCCGAGUUCAAUGACAUGGAUGGCUUCUUCGUGUCGAGCUUCAACCACAGCAAUGGCCAGGUCGCUUGCUACUACGCGUUGGAAUGAGAUUGCCGAGUUUGUUGGUAGAUGAUAGGAUUUCUUUUAUGCUUUUGCAAGUAACUCUAGUGUUUAGUUUGUCAAACAAUUCUACUGCCACUCUGGUUGCUUCAAGUGCUGGAUAUUUCCUAUUGUAUGCGCUGCAGAGUAGCCAUUAUAACUCACGGUUUCUUAACUUUGAUAUGGCUAAUUUUGU